Jaminaea rosea is the source of this 860-nucleotide messenger RNA. RefSeq lists its product as hypothetical. The transcript is spliced from 2 exons. The record is from RefSeq and is a predicted model, not a curated record. Bases 461 to 658 code for a protein of 65 amino acids. Lineage: Eukaryota; Fungi; Basidiomycota; Exobasidiomycetes; Microstromatales.
AGUCUUGCCAUCCACGUAUCGCACAUCGUGCGACUCAUCCGAGACCAAUGUCAACAUCCUGACCCUCUGCUCUCGGUCCAACUGGCCUUCUUCCCACAUCGCACCGUCAUCAUGCCGACAACAUUUGUGUACGACAAUCGCUCCCCUUCGCUCUCAAGCAUCAUAAUCUGUAGGCGACAACACUCCUGGCGACAUCGGCGCAUUGAGCGGUUCAACAGAAGCCACGAUGUCGGAAGUCCAGCGGGCACGAUGCACCGGCUGACCGCAGCAACAAGAAUGCCGAGACAAUCCUGUAGCCUGUAUCGGUCAUGCUGAGCAAAGCUGCUUGCUUCGACUACUGGGUCAGCCAAGCUAUUGCGCUUCAAAUACCGCGUGAGGCGAGCAGCGCACUCUCGUUCUUGUACUCAUCACACCGAGCCCACCGUCUUGCACUGCAACGUCCAACAUGAUGCUCACGACCAUGUUCACUCACACCCUCUUCGCCGUCAUCAUGCUGAUGACUACCUGCCUCUUGGUCGCCAGGCCCAUGGUGGCGGCUUGCUGCAAGGACAAGGUCGCUGGCUUUUGUCAGAACAGCGUUGGCAAAGACUGCCCUGGAAGCGCCUUGGAAGACACGGCCUGCUGCUCGCUAGCUAUCAAGCAGCCUGCCAAGAUGUAGCGUGGUGGGCGAGCCCAAGCAGCACUGCCGGCAGCGAGGAACAGAAGGGGAAGGCACGGCGAGGCUUGUGACGAAAUAGACAUAGAGUAGCCAUGGCGAAACACACGAAAACAUGGCGAGGUUGUGCUACGCGAAACAAUAUACGAUUCGGGCACCAAUGCCAAUCAGGCAUGAUGGCAAUCUCGUGCGCAUGCCUGUCAAU